Messenger RNA from Triticum dicoccoides, 574 nucleotides. Its product is annotated as chemocyanin-like. Gene Ontology annotation, molecular function: electron transfer activity. NCBI's taxonomy places the organism in Eukaryota, Viridiplantae, Streptophyta, Magnoliopsida, Poales, Poaceae. Gene Ontology annotation, cellular component: plasma membrane. The record is from RefSeq and is a predicted model, not a curated record. The transcript is spliced from 2 exons. The coding region runs from base 52 to 462 and encodes 136 amino acids.
UAGUCUCAUCUUCCGCAAAGAGAACAGCUUUCAGGCGCUAGCUCGCUGAAAAUGGCACGGGGAAGCAGCAGCGGAAAGCUGGCUGAGCACGGCCUCCUCUUGGUUUUCCUGAUGCUGCUGCAGGGUGGCGUGGAGCAGGCGGCGGCGCGGCCGCGGGAGUGGUACGUCGGCGACCAGAAGGGCUGGACCUUCGGCGUCAUGGGGUGGCCCAACUCGCCUACCUUCAAACCCUUCAGGGAAGGCGACGUGCUGGUUUUCAAGUACGACCGCGCGGCGCAGAACGUGAUACAGGUGGACGACUUCGGGUUCGGCACCUGCACCAGGCACCCCGCCAACGCCACGGUGUACGACUCCGGCAACGACCGCAUCAGGCUCUCUCGCGGCCUCAUCAACUUCAUCAGCGGCGUCUCGGACAACUGCUACAAGGGCGGCGUCAAGAUCUCACUCACCGUCAGGCCGUGACCAACCAGGUCGAUCGACUGUGUCCAUGUCGUGCAUCGAUUCAUCGUCCUGGACCGCGUACGCUCCAUUUUGUCACGUUCUUCCUCAGGAAUAAAAAUAAUGGAAUGAUUUA